CUUGACAUGGUAACUGAAAGGUGGUACCCGCAUCAGCAGAAACCUGAGUUCAACUACGUGUUCAACCCUUAUGACAACUGGCCAACACUGGGUGAAGUUUGCAAGACUAAGUUGUUUAAGGUGGAGCUGAGUAGGUCUAGCUCUUGCUCUGACAGGCCUCUUGUUUGCAUCAAGGUAUUGGAUUUGAGGAUUUCUAAACCAGGAGGACCUGAAAAUGUCGACUCUCAUGGAUUUCAACCACUUGAAGUUCUAAAUGAUAAGAUGAAUGCAGUGGAAUACCUUUAUUUCAAAGAGGCAUCUGUUCUUCCUUUGGACAAUGUGCAUGGUGACUUGUUUUGUCUCUUUUUCCUUUAUUAUGACAUGAAAAUGUCCCUUACCCUCCAGCUCUACAACUUCAGAUUGUUGAUCAACGAAUCCCCUCUCUAUGGCUGCAAAAUCUUGUCUACAACAUUAUACCAAGACUUUGCUCCACAAGGAUUUGUCCCUCAACUCCUUAUGACGUCAGGCGGCUAUAUGAUCUGUAACUAUGACAUUCUGUAAAGGCCGGCUCGACCACAUUAUUAUGAGCCUUGGGAGAUCGCUCAUAUUGGGAUUGGUUGUUGGUUUGACAGCCUGGUGCUGAGGAUGAGGUUAAGUGUUCUAGAGUACUAUGCCGCAGCUUGGAGGAGGAUUGGUGAUCUCAUGGACGCUUAUUUUCCAUGUUGCUGUCUAUCUAUCCUUCUCUCAUGUGUCUUCAACUGCCCUUGUUGUGAAAGAAACUGUUCCCUGGGUUGACUUCCCUCUAUUAACAUCUCUUGUCUGAAAUAUGUUGAACGUAUCUGGAUUCCCUUCUGCUUUUCCUUCACUUUUCCUAUGGCCGAUGAUGUUGAUGUUAACUCUUA
Linum tenue is the source of this 881-nucleotide messenger RNA. NCBI's taxonomy places the organism in Eukaryota, Viridiplantae, Streptophyta, Magnoliopsida, Malpighiales, Linaceae. The record is from the annotation of a GenBank genome assembly.